This is a messenger RNA of Siniperca chuatsi (mandarin fish), 1730 nucleotides long. It is a transcript of the gene adprs, whose product is annotated as ADP-ribosylserine hydrolase. The transcript is spliced from 6 exons. The record is from RefSeq and is a predicted model, not a curated record. NCBI's taxonomy places the organism in Eukaryota, Metazoa, Chordata, Actinopteri, Centrarchiformes, Sinipercidae. Gene Ontology annotation, cellular component: mitochondrion; nucleus. The coding region runs from base 8 to 1180 and encodes 390 amino acids.
CGGAUGAAUGGCAAUGACGGCAGUGAGAGCGGUGGCAGCGGGGGGCCCGGCGUCUUUGUCCCGGUUUAGGGGAGCGCUGGUCGCGGCUGUGCUGGGAGACUGUGUCGGCGGAGAGUUUGAAGGAGCGGAGGAGGUUCCCAUGGAGAGUGUGCUGCAGCAUCUGAACAGCCUGGACGACGACACCAAAGGAAAUGGUAUCCUUGAGUACAGUGAUGACACGGCAAUGGCACGUUGUGUGGUCCAGUCUCUGCUCACCCGUGCUGGCUUUGAUGAGCAGGACAUGGCUCGCAGGUUUGCUAAGGAGUACAGUGCAUCCCCGGGUCGUGGUUAUGGUUCUGGCGUGAUCCAGGUGUUGAAGAAGCUGUCCUCCCCUCAGCUCAGUGAUGUGUACCAGCCGGCCAGGGACCAGUUUAACGGUCGAGGCUCCUUUGGGAACGGGGGAGCCAUGAGGGUGGCCCCCUUCGCACUGGCUUUCCCUGAUCUGGCUGAUGUUAAAAGGUUUGCCCUUCUGGGUGCCAUGCUGACCCACUCCUGCUCUCUGGGUUAUAACGGCGCAGUGCUGCAGGCGUUAGCUGUCCACCUCUCCCUGCAGGGGGCGCUAGACCUGCCUCAGCAGUUCAUCAGCAGGCUAAUCACAGAGAUGGAGGAAGUGGAGGGCAACGAGGCUGCACGCAAUGAUGCCAGAAUCCUAAAAGAAGCAGAGAAACCAUUCUGCGAGCGCCUCCACAGAGUUAGAGACCUGAUGGACAGAAGCAAGGUCAGCAUAGAGGAGGUUAUUUCUGAACUGGGUAAUGGCAUUGCGGCGCUCCACUCAGUCCCCACUGCCAUCUUCUGUGUCCUCCACUGCCUGCAGCCCCGGGAAUGCCUUCCAGAGAAGUACGGCGGCCUGGAGAGGACAAUAGCGUACAGCCUGGCCCUGGGAGGGGACACAGACACCAUAGCCUGCAUGGCGGGGGCCAUCGCUGGGGCUCACUAUGGCAUCGAGGCAAUUCCUCAGUCGUGGAUGAAGUGCUGCGAGGGGGCGGAGGACGCAGACAUGAACGCAGCGCGACUACACAUGCUGUACCACCAGUCAUCACAAGGAGGCGGGAGUGGAACAGGGGAGCUGAGCUGCGAAGACGCAUCUGAACGCAAGUCAAAUGCUUCUAUCAGCACAGAGAAGAAAACCGGAGCUCAGUGAUUCUUCAACUGGAGUUUGACAAAAGGACUCUUGAACACACACACAAAUUACACUUACACUAAAAAAAUACCUUUUUGUUUUCAGACUGUGUUGGUGAACUUGGAACCUGUGAUUAAGGGCAAGCUAUUUCAACAUUGCAACAUUAUUUGACUUGUCAAAACAGCUCAUUUUCUUUCCUCUUCCUAAUUGGAUCAGCAGGGAUUGAGGCCCUCAAGCUUGUGAGGGGAAAAAAAAAAAAAAAGCAAAGAAGGAUUUUGUUAGGUAACAGAAUAUUGAAGCUGAACAAACAAAAAACUUUAAAGUGUCACCAGACAGACUAGAUUAACUGUGUGAUAACUGUCAUACAGAAAUUUGGUCUGUGUAUGCACACACAGUACAUCAUACACACACACACACACCUCUCUCCCUAACCUGCUCUUUCCUGUUUUGUGUUGAACAAUCUUUUGUCAUGUGAAAGUUGCACUAUGAAUUGACCGUGUCUUGUUUUAUCCUUUUGGCGGAUAACAAUUAUUUAAUAAACUUUUCUUCUUCUUUUUUUUUUUUAAAUUUA